UCAGAAUAAGAUAAUAUCUGCUCGAUGUGAGCUUAGACUACCGAGAAGUAAAAGUAGACAAUAUCUGUUGGGUCGGGUUUAGACUCUUCCAACGCGUGACUGUGACUGUGAGUGCGACUGAGCGAGAGGAAGGCCAUUUUUUAUGGCGUGGGCUCGCCAAGUUGGGUGAAUGAUUGGGUUAUACAACAAGCCUCGUGCCUCUUUACAAGAACCGCAGCCCCGCCUGUUCUUUAAUCCUUAACCUUUUUCUAUAUCUCAGGCAGGCAAAAAGGAGUGUUCUUAAAUUUUACAGAUAAUAAAGCAGAACCUCUCACGCAUCCAACAAAAAGCAGUAGGGGUCCAAAACACCAGAUCCUGACUCACCUUUCUUCUUCUUCUUCUUCUUCCUCUGUUUCCUCUGUAAAAAUUGUCCUUAAAAACCCCACAUCCCAAACCUUCCAAUGCCAGAAUCUUCCUCUUUCUAGGACACCAUGAAAUUAAUUAGAGACAUUAAAGCGAUCCCUUCACCGGAUUUAUUGGUUUGUUUCCCUUCUCGCUCGCAUUUCGCUUUAAUGCCAAACCCACUUUGUAGUCCUGUCAGAGCGUCUGAUUCGAACAAGCUCCGCCGUUAUCACCGGCGGAGGAAGUCGGCGGAGAGCCCGGUGGUUUGGGCCAAAGCGAAGACGAUAGGGGGGUCUGAGGUGUCGGAACCGUCGUCGCCGAAAGUGACCUGUGCAGGGCAGAUUAAGAUGAGGCGGAAGAGCAGGAAGAGCUGGGAAUCGGUGAUGGAGGAGAUAGAGAGAAUUCAUAAUAGGAGGGAAUUACGGCGGAGGAGGUUCAAUUGGGUCGAAUCUUUAGGGUUCAAGAAGGAUAUAAUGCAAUUCUUAACGUGUUUACGGAGCAUUCGGUUUGAUUUUGGGUGUUUCGGAGCUUUCCCUGAAGCAGAGUUCACCUCUGAAGACGAGGAAGAAGAGGAAGUGGGUGUCGAGGGGAGCGAUGGCUCCAGAACGGCGUUUUCUAAAUGGUUCAUGGUUUUACAGGGAAGUGGGGUCCGGAGAGACGGCAACGGUCUCUGUACAGUUGAUGAUGCAUCGAUUGGGCCGCCGAUGGCGCCGCCCAGAAACGCGCUUUUGCUUAUGCGCUGCAGGUCUGCUCCGGCGAAGAGUUGGGUGGAGGAAGCAUGUUCAGAGGAGGAAGAAGACACAGAGGUCAAGGUGAAGAAGAGCUUGAAAUGGCUAAUGGAGGAAGAGAACAGAGAGAGCAGGGAUUUGGUUACGAGGAGUCGGAGUUGGAAGGUUUGAUCUUACUGGGUAAGGAACUCAGAUCAUCAUGUUAAACUUGGUUCUAAACCUACUAGUUAACUGUUUAAACUUAAUAGAUAUGGUCUGCUCAAAAUUUCUAAAAUGUGUAUGUAAGGGAAAGGUUUCUAAUAAGAUCUCACAGUCCACCCGUUUAAGGGCCGAGCGUCUUAGCUCGCACUCGUUCCCUUCACCAAUCGAUAUGGGACCUCCCAGUUCACUCCUUUUGGAGGCCCAACAUCUUUCGUGGCAUGCCGCCUUUAACCUAACCCAAAGCAUUCCAAAAGUUGUAAUUAGAAGCCGUGUAUACUUUA
Molecule: messenger RNA, 1591 nt
Organism: Cucurbita maxima (winter squash)
Lineage: Eukaryota; Viridiplantae; Streptophyta; Magnoliopsida; Cucurbitales; Cucurbitaceae
Exons: 1
Coding region: 471-1280 (269 amino acids)
Source: RefSeq, a predicted model, not a curated record